AUGUGUCUGGGCUCAGCGGACUCGUACACCAGCCGGCCCUCGGACUCAGACGUGUCCCUGGAGGAGGAGAAGGAUGGCGGGAGGCAGGAGCAGGAGCAGCAGGCCUCAGUGCAGCUGGAGAGGGCCAAGGCGAAGGGCGUGGCGUUCGCGGUGCGCACCAACAUGAGCUACUGCGGCGCCCUGGAUGAGGACGUCCCCGUGGCUGGAACCGGGGUCUCCUUUGAUGCCAAGGACUUCCUGCACAUCAAAGAGAAGUACAACAACGACUGGUGGAUCGGGCGUCUGGUGAAGGAGGGCUGCGAGAUCGGCUUCAUCCCGAGUCCCCUCAAACUGGAAAACAUUCGUCUGCAGCAGGAGCAGAAGAGAGGCCGCUUUCAUGGGAGUAAAUCCAGUGGGAACUCGUCCUCCAGUCUGGGGGAGAUGGUGUCAGGGUCCUUCAAGCCAAAUCCAAACUCUGCAGGGAAACAGAAGCAAAAAGUGGCGGAGCACAUUCCUCCAUAUGAUGUGGUUCCCUCCAUGAGGCCAGUGGUGCUGGUGGGACCCUCCCUCAAGGGUUAUGAGAGGGCUAUAGAACUCCACGCAGCGAGGGGGAAAAGUGCGGUGGAGGAGGUGGAGGAGGUGGAGGAGGUGGGAGGAGGUGGGAGGAGGUGGGAGGAGGUGAGAGGAGGUGGGAGGAGGUGGGAGGAGGUGGGAGGAGGUGGGAGGAGGUGGGAGGAGGUGAGAGGAGGUGAGAGGAGGUGGGAGGAGGUGGGAGGAGGUGGGAGGAGGUGGAGGAGGUGGAGGAGGUGGAGGAGGUGGGAGGAGGUGGGAGGAGGAGGUGGGAGGAGGAGGUGGGAGGAGGUGGGAGGAGGUGAGAGGAAGUGGGAGGAGGUGACUGACAUGAUGCAGAAAGCACUCUUCGAUUUCCUUAAGCACAGGUUUGAUGGAAGGAUAUCCAUCACCAGGGUAACCGCGGACAUUUCUUUGGCCAAGAGGUCAGUACUGAACAACCCCAGUAAGAGAGCCAUCAUCGAGAGGUCCAACACCCGCUCCAGCCUCGCCGAGGUGCAGAGUGAGAUUGAGCGUAUUUUCGAGUUGGCGCGGUCGCUGCAGCUGGUGGUUCUGGACGCAGACACGAUAAACCAUCCGGCUCAGCUCAUCAAGACCUCGUUAGCUCCCAUCAUCGUCCACGUCAAAGUGUCCUCACCCAAGGUGCUUCAGCGUCUGAUCAAGUCCAGAGGGAAGUCUCAGAGCAAACACCUGAACGUGCAGCUCGUCGCGGCCGAAAAGCUCUCACAAUGUCCCUCUGAAAUGUUUGACAUAAUCCUGGAUGAGAACCAGUUGGAGGAUGCGUGUGAGCACCUGGCCGAGUACCUGGAGGCGUACUGGAGGGCCACGCACACGUCUCUGAGCACACCGCUCAACCCACUGCUGGGACGCAACCUGGGCUCCACUGCACUCGCCCCAUAUCCGGCAGCCAAUCAGGUGAGGCAGCCAAUCAGCCAGUCAGGAGAGGCAGUCAAUCAGGAGAGGCAGCCAAUCAGGAGAGGCAGCCAGUCAGGUGAGGCAGCCAGUCAGGAGAGGCAGCCAAUCAGGAGAGGCAGCCAGUCAGGAGAGGCAGCCAAUCAGGAGAGGCAGCCAAUCAGGAGAGGCAGCCAGUCAGGAGAGGCAGCCAGUCAGGAGAGGCGGCCAGUCAGGAGAGGCGGCCAGUCAGGAGAGGCGGCCAAUCAGGAGAGGCGGCCAGUCAGGAGAGGCAGCCAAUCAGGAGAGGCAGCCAGUCACGUGAGGCAGCCAAUCAGGAGAGGCAGUCAGUCAGGUGAGGCAGCCAAUCAGGUGAGGCAGCCAGUCAGGAGAGGCAGCCAGUCAGGAGAGGCAGCCAGUCAGGAGAGGCAGCCAGUCAGCCAGUCAGGAGAGGCAGUCAAUCAGGAGAGGCAGCCAAUCAGGAGAGGCAGCCAGUCAGGUGAGGCAGCCAGUCAGGAGAGGCAGCCAAUCAGGAGAGGCAGCCAAUCAGGAGAGGCAGCCAGUCAGGAGAGGCAGCCAAUCAGGAGAGGCAGCCAAUCAGGAGAGGCAGCCAGUCAGGAGAGGCAGCCAGUCAGGAGAGACAGCCAGUCAGGAGAGGCAGCCAAUCAGGAGAAGCAGCCAGUCACCCAGUCAGGUGAGGCAGCCAAUCAGGAGAGGCAGCCAAUCAGGAGAGGCAGCCAGUCAGGAGAGGCGGCCAAUCAGGAGAGGCGGCCAAUCAGGAGAGGCAGCCAGUCAGGUGAGGUAGCCAGUCAGGAGAGGCAGCAAAUCAGGAGAGGCAGCCAAUCAGGAGAGGCAGCCAAUCAGGAGAGGCAGCCAAUCAGGAGAGGCAGCCAGUCAGGAGAGGCAGCCAAUCAGGAGAGGCAGCCAAUCAGGAGAGGCAGCCAGUCAGGAGAGGCAGCCAGUCAGGAGAGGCAGCCAAUCAGGAGAGGCAGCCAGUCACGUGAGGCAGCCAAUCAGGAGAGGCAGUCAGUCAGGAGAGGCAGCCAAUCAGGAGAGGCAGCCAGUCAGGUGAGGCAGCCAGUCAGGAGAGGCAGCCAAUCAGGAGAGGCAGCCAGUCAGGAGAGGCAGCCAAUCAGGAGAGGCAGCCAAUCAGGAGAGGCAGCCAGUCAGGAGAGGCAGCCAGUCAGGAGAGGCGGCCAGUCAGGAGAGGCGGCCAGUCAGGAGAGGCGGCCAAUCAGGAGAGGCGGCCAGUCAGGAGAGGCGGCCAGUCAGGAGAGGCGGCCAAUCGGGAGAGGCAGCCAAUCAGGAGAGGCAGCCAAUCAGGAGAGGCAGCCAGUCAGGAGAGGCAGCCAGUCAGGAGAGGCAGCCAGUCAGGAGAGGCAGCCAGUCAGGAGAGGCAGCCAGUCAGGUGAGGCAGCCAAUCAGGAGAGGCAGCCAGUCAGGAGAGGUAGCCAGUCAGGAGAGACAGCCAGUCAGGUGAGGCAGCCAAUCAGGAGAGGCAGCCAGUCAGGUGAGGCAGCCAAUCAGGAGAGGCAGUCAGUCAGCCAAUCAGGAGAGGCAGCCAGUCAGGUGAGGCAGCCAAUCAGGAGAGGCAGCCAGUCAGGGGAGGCAGCCAAUCAGGAGAGGCAGCCAAUCAGGAGAGGCAGCCAGUCAGGUGAGGCAGCCAGUCAGAAGAGGCAGCCAGUCAGGAGAGGCAGCCAGUCAGGAGAGGCAGCCAGUCAGGAGAGGCAGCCAAUCAGGAGAGGCAGCCAAUCAGGAGAGGCGGCCAAUCAGGAGAGGCAGCCAAUCAGGAGAGGCAGCCAGUCAGGAGAGGCAGCCAGUCAGGUGAGGCAGCCAAUCAGGAGAGGCAGCCAAUCAGAAGAGGCAGCCAGUCAGGUGAGGCAGCCAAUCAGGAGAGGCAGCCAAUCAGGAGAGGCGGCCAAUCAGGAGAGGCAGCCAAUCAGGAGAGGCGGCCAAUCAGGAGAGGCGGCCAAUCAGGGCCAAAGGAACCGAAACAGCAACCACACCACGUCAGACCACUCCCCGGUCGAGCGCCGCAGCCUGAUGCCCGCGGACGAGAACUACCACAACGAACGCACGCGCAAGAACCGCAACCGCCUCUCCUCGGGCUCCCAACCCAGCCGCGAGCACUCCCCGCUGGUGGAGGAGGACUUCCAAGACCCCUACCAGGACUCCUAUAAGCCCCACCGCACCAGGGAGUCUCCGGGCGGGUACAGCCAGGAAGCACGGCACCGGGUUUGA
This is a messenger RNA of Knipowitschia caucasica, 3681 nucleotides long. The record is from the annotation of a GenBank genome assembly. NCBI's taxonomy places the organism in Eukaryota, Metazoa, Chordata, Actinopteri, Gobiiformes, Gobiidae.